Molecule: messenger RNA, 4044 nt
Organism: Cyprinus carpio (common carp)
Lineage: Eukaryota; Metazoa; Chordata; Actinopteri; Cypriniformes; Cyprinidae
Source: RefSeq, a predicted model, not a curated record
UAUGUUGAAAGAGGAAGCACAUGCUGUCUUUUCUGUGGACAUCAAGUCUGUGGCAUGAAUGAGCUUCUUCUAUAAACAGAAAGCAUACAACUAGGCAUUAAAGCAUUGAAAAAUGCAUGCAAUUUAGACAAUGCAGUUAGACUUAAGUAUGAUGUGGCAUGCAGGUAAUCCAUUCUUGUCAUGGGCUUGAGCUGCUGUUGUCCCCGGAUUGAACUGUCAUGGCUGCCGCGCGCUGUUGACUGAUUCUGGUUGGACAGGAGGCGGAAAAGCGCUGGCUCUGUACAUCCAAUAUGAAUGGGGUCAAUGCCAACCCUAGCGCUCAGGUUGGGAAGGAAGAGAGGAGCAUUUGGCAUAAACGCCUGCGUCUCAGGAAGACCUCCUUUUCAUUCCCUACUGAACGAAACACUGUGAAACAGGAGAGGGAUGUUACGGCACGUGGAUGGAAAGUAAAAGAGAAGUCCAAGAAGCGACCUCAAAGUCUUCAGGCGGCGAACACCUUCACCUGCUCCUCGUGCAACGACGGCGUCUCUUUCAAACCUGGCGAAUUAACAAGGCAUUUUAAGAUUGACCACGGAGGCGAAGGAAGCCCACCGGUGUUUCCGUGCGACACGUGUGGAUUCUCCUCGCCGGUGUUCACUACGCUUCAGCAGCACCGAAUGCAGCACGAGGAUUGUUUGUUCGCUUGUGAGAUUUGUGAUGACGACGUCCAGCGAACGCUUCUCCAACUGACCAAACAUUGUGAAACUCACCAUGCUCUGAACGGUCAGUACUACUGUCCGAAGUGCAAACUCUCCAUCCAGGAGAUUGAGCAGUUUGUGUGUCACUCGUGUUGCAUUACUAAUGGCAAUGCACAGAAAAACGAUCUCUUAAAGCACAUGGCUGCUGCGUGCCGUCAAAGGUGGAGCCGCAGAAAUUGGUGGAGAAAGCGGGCACACGUCAAGCAAGACGAUAACCUGUCCCGAGAGUUAAAGUUCUUUCUUCCAAAACCAGAACCCCAGUGGACGUCCCCAUUGCUUCCGUUCUCCACACCCGGUCUACUGGACGACCACGGCGUGCUGCUGGAUCCAGAGAAGACCUUAGCGGAAACGCAGCAGUUUCUUGAGAGGACCGUUUGUAGUGGUAAAAACUGGCCUGCGUCUCUCAGAAGCGAGCAAGCGGCGACAACACCCCAUCCGUCACAAACGAACCUGAAGCGAUGUGCCACGCCACACACUGGGAAAGAUAAGCUAAGCGGACUCAUGGAGAAGAACCAUAUAUCCUUUCCCCCGGAUUGCACUACAAAGGUGGUCGGGUUCAAGACGGUGGACGGCAAAAAGCAUUUAGUUCUCAAAGUCAUUCCUUCAAACAAGCGAGACGUUUCGAAGGAUGCUCACACUGUGAAACCUACCAAUCAGCAAGACGAAUCCAAUGAUAUUUCAACCGCUAAUGCCUCAGGAAACCAUUCUCAGGUGACGUCUAGAAGGACGUCGUCCCAAAGAAAGAAGCAGGGACGAUGUGUAGCUCAGCGGGAGAUUUUGUCUUCGGUGGCUGAGAGGAUACAAAGCCAGCAAACCGAUGGAUGCACCAAUCAGGAACAUGCAACUAUUCAUCUCAAUGCAUGCAACGCCUUCAACAAUAUCUCCGCUAUUCAAAGUCCCCGUGCAAAAAGAGCGAAUGACUGCCAAGCCUUCAGUGAACCCGAGGAAAACUUGACCGCAUGCCAAGGAGAUUCAGGUUGUCAUAGCGAUCUGACCUCGGAUACAGGUUCUUUGGAAGAAAGGUGUAGUUCACGACUCCUUACAACUGUGUUUGAUGAAGAACCCAAUCUUGCACUAGAUUCAAACUUCACUGACCAUCAGCCGAACACAUGCUCUAUCUCUGGGUUUGAUUGCAUGAGUACGUCCUCUGGAUCUCCUCUGAAGGAUCUGAAUGAGUCUUUGUGUCAAAGUGAAGCCGGGGGCCUGUUAUUCCAUGGCAAUGCUGACGAGUGCACAAACAACAUGGACCCCAGAGAUUCUCUGGUCCCGGUGGGUCAGAGCGAAAGCCGCAGCGCUCCAGACCUGCUUCACACGGUGGCUGAGUUGCCUUUAACAACAGUCAUCCACUUGCUGGAUGAGACCAGAGAGGAUCGGACGUUAUCGCCGCACGCCAGCUUCGAUGAACCUCUGAAAGAUUCAGCACACGCUGGAGAUGCAAACCAGCGAUCUGAUCCAGUCAGCGCCAACAUCUUCUCUCUCCUUCCGUAUGAUUCAAACUCUUCCACAUCCGGAUCCAGCGAGUCAAGCGGCCCUCUCGCAUCACUGAACAGAAAGCGCAUGGGAGAAACGUCCCCGGUGGACUCUCCCGUCAGCAAAUCCCAGAAGCGAUCGACACGGGCCUCGGAGGACGUCAGCGGCUCCGUCCUCUUCUGGGAGCCGGUGCCUCGAGACGCUCCGGCGACCCUUCGACUGAUUCCCUACAGCUCCUCGCAGUCCGUUAAAACCCCACGCCACAACCAGCCGGUCAUAGUUCUCAACCAUCCCGACACCGAUAUCCCCGAGGUCACGAACAUCAUGAAAGUGGUUCACAAGCACAGAGACGCCGUGCAGCGCGUCGUACUUUCUCGUAAAACUCUCCAAGCGCUUUCCGAGUUCAGCUGCGAGGCCUUUCGCGAUAAUCUCGUCGCCAGUUGCCACGCGUCCCACCGCAGGAGAGAAUGGCCAAACGGGAGCGUUAAAGAAAGGGUCAGCUUGAAACUGAGGCUCAGAAGAGUGCGUGGAAGAAAGUACACCGUAGUGCCGACAGUAUCGGAGAGCAUCGUGCUGCAGCCGACCUUUAGAUGCUGGUUUUGCGGGCGGCUUUUCACAAACCAGGAAGCCUGGGUGGGUCACGGACAGAGACAUCUAAUGGAAGCAACCAGAGACUGGAACAAGCUCUUCAACAGAUAGAAAUGCGUUCAUUUUCCUGCCAUUUUUAAGACAUGCUGUGAAGAAUCAGGGUUACUAUGCAAAUCUCAGGGGGGGGGGGAAUACAGUUCGUUCUUUAUAGUAAUAAACCCUUCUCGAGCGAUUGAAUAUUUAUGAUGACACGAGCAAGCAUUAUUUAUUUUGUUCCACACUGUGAAAAAGUGCAGUGCAUUAUCUAAUAAAAGAGAAAUCACUGUGUUUUGAUACGGUCAGACCAAAUCCUUCUCGCACCAUACUGUGAUCAGAUCAGGUUUUGUGAGAUUAUUGCAGAGAGCUCAGGUAAUAUUGUCAUAUUCCACUCUGUUCGCUUAAUACUAAUAGAAGAAGUGUGUUGACCUUCACUUCACGCUGAAUAAACGAGUGAUACUUUAUGUAGCUUUGCAUUAUUUAUAGUUUUAUUUUUGAUGUGUGUAUGUCGUUUAACCAUUACUGCUUGCUUUGUUGCUUUACUAAUCAGCUUUCAGAAGACUGAAAUGUUUACAGAACUUGAUUCUCUUUGUAGGAGGCUUCGGAUCUGGUUUAACUUCCUCUGUUUGUCACGUUUCUGGUAUAUUUAGCAUUAGAUUUAAACUACAGCUGUAUGCGAGAGCAUAUGUUCACGCAGCAUUGGUGAUCCGUCACUGAAAUUAUGUUUUGUAUUUAUGUGAAUUGUCUGUAUUUAUUUUCAGCAUGCAGUCGGCUGAUAAGUUACACAGGUUUGAUUAAGGGUUUAAUCAAGAGUUUAAAUGAAUUACCUUACAUUUAUUAAAUUGUUAAUGUAUUAUUCGAGGAUACUGUGAUGUUUUGGUCAAAAUCUUCCCAAAGAAUAUUUUUAUUCUCAUUUAUGAAGCCAAAGGGGUUUUUUUUAGGAUCAGUGUAAUCUGAUCAGAAUAAUGUUUUCUUGAGUUAAUUUUCAGCAGGCAAAAUGUUGAUUGCACUGUGAAUCAGGCACUUAAUAGUGGUGUGAAUUUCUGUAGAAGUGUGAAGAUGCUCUGUGAUCCACUUCACUUGAAAACCAAAGUAAACGUGUCUCUUAUGUUUGUGUAGAAGUUUAAACACUGGUAUUAUUAUAGAAGUGCCUCUACAAAAAACCCUCUGGAGCUAUCAAUAAAUAAAGAAAUAUAAUCAUUUUGAAAAUUCA